Molecule: messenger RNA, 271 nt
Organism: Stegostoma tigrinum
Lineage: Eukaryota; Metazoa; Chordata; Chondrichthyes; Orectolobiformes; Stegostomatidae
Product: neuromedin-S-like
Exons: 4
Coding region: 23-271 (82 amino acids)
Source: RefSeq, a predicted model, not a curated record
UCCAGCAAGCAAGAGCGCCGAAAUGAGGGGCAGCUCACAAGUGCAUCGCUUUCUGCUCUGGUGUUGUCUGUCUGCUUUGCCUUUAAGCUCAGGUUCUCCACAUCACUUCCAAGACUAUUUUGAAGAAUGGGACAAUAACAACGCAGAGAAUUUGGCUUUGUGUUUCACUCAUUGGAGGGCACUUCAGACACAGCCUCAGCUCACUAAAUUUGUUAUGGACUUUUGCAAUACCAUCCUACAAAAUAUGCCAAGAACUGAGGCGAGUAUUUGA